AUGGCUGCUGUAGUCGUAUCACACCACCAACACCGAGAUAGAAAGAAUCACCCGUCACCCAGGUUUGAUCUUGCCCACCUUCCCACGGUCGGUACCUGGGCACCUUGGCUAGUGCCGCUCGGUGUGGGCAAAGACCUGCCGUCUCAAAUUCAGACACUGGAGUAUUCCCCAACAAACUCGAGGCCGACAAACAAUAACAUUCUCUACCGCUCGGGAUCUCGGGCUGAAGCUCUCGAAAUAAUGACGCCGUCGCGCAUUGAGCCUCGCGGUGACCCAACCCAUCGUUAUAUGCUCGUCACCUUUCACAAGCUGCAUGAAUCGUGCGCUGGAGAUUGGGAAAGCUACGUCAAUGAUCAUCACUUGACUCGUCACGAGCUGGCCGCGUUUCUCGACUUUUGCGGCCUCUUCCUCACUAACAUUGGUAACUAUUACGCUGAUGGCGGUGAAAAGAUUAUGCCCGAUAUUUCUCACCAAGCAUGCCGUAAACUCGCCGCAAUCUCUGAAGAGGCCACGAAUCUGCUCGAAAAAGUCAUCGCGCCCAUGCUAUCACUCUCCCCGGCCGUAUUAGGUUAUCCAGGAGAUAACGCCGAAGCGAAUUAUUAUCUCGGACCCAACAACAUCGCCAGAGAUAAGAUUGCGCUCGUUGGUAAGGUGCUGGAGGCGCAUUCUAUCGAGCCGGAAAACACCAGAAUCGCCAAAUCGCAAGAUAGCGACAAGUCUAUUUUGGAGGUCACGAUAGCUUCCCCCACUGGUGGAAUUAUUGAAGAAUGCAGUUGCUUCGCUGAUCACGGCACUGUAAUCCGUCUCGUCGGAGGUGAUCAUUCACGCGAGAUGUCCAAGGUCAGCGAUGUCUACUACAACACUUACUUUCAUGUAAUUUAUGGACUUCAAGCACUUGAACACUACAACGCUGAUGAAAGAGCCUGGGGUGAAGCUGCCUACAGAAGUAGCCAAUGGGCCAUCUUGAAGCAUCUUCUCUUGAAGGGUGGAGGCAAUGUUUCCAUCAUACACUACACAGAGGCUCAGAGUAUUCUCGUCAAAGUCGACCGCGAGAAGCUUCAUACUCAUGGGCAGCCAGCUCUUGGUGAUGUCUUAUGUCGAAUCCAGAUUUGGCGUUGCAUUGGAGACUUGAAAUUUUGA
Fusarium redolens is the source of this 1140-nucleotide messenger RNA. RefSeq names its product peptidase family M49-domain-containing protein. Bases 1 to 1140 code for a protein of 379 amino acids. Lineage: Eukaryota; Fungi; Ascomycota; Sordariomycetes; Hypocreales; Nectriaceae. Gene Ontology annotation, cellular component: cytoplasm. Gene Ontology annotation, molecular function: dipeptidyl-peptidase activity. The record is from RefSeq and is a predicted model, not a curated record. The transcript has 6 exons.